This is a messenger RNA of Symbiodinium sp. CCMP2592, 1083 nucleotides long. The record is from the annotation of a GenBank genome assembly. Lineage: Eukaryota; Dinophyceae; Suessiales; Symbiodiniaceae.
AUGCUGAAGAAGCUGGAAGCUUUGCGACGGCAGGCUCUGCGAAGGAAGAAUGGGCAGUCCGACAAGUGCCCUCGGCUUUUUGUUGAGCGACGUGGUGGCACAGCCGUGAGGGCAGCUGGGAGGCGGCGACUGGCGCCAACUCCAAGCGAAGAUGACUGGGCCCGGUUGGAAGAUGACGAGGGCCUGGUCAACGAUGCGCUUCUGGACUUCUGCUUGCCAAGACUGGCCGCCAUCAGCAGGAGCGCAGGCCGUGUGCACAUCUUCAGUGCCCUUUUCUACACGCAGCUAUCCAGUGGGGGGUGGUCCAAGGUGAAGACCUGGACGAAAAGUCUCAGGCAAGAAUCCCCUGCGGGAGUUUUUGCCAAAGACUUCCUCUUCGUCCCGGCCCACGAUCCGGUGACUGGGCACUGGUGGCUGGCCCUUGUUGUGCACCCGUGGGCGGCUGGUAAACCCAAAGCUGGCGUGAUGGACGUCCCGACCUUCACGCCAGGACACCACGAGACUUUCGUGGCCAUCCUCGACUCCAUUGACCCCGUCCCAAGGCUCCCGGAGUCAUCGGUCAUGAACCCUGAGGAUGCAGAGGUGGCAGCUCAGGCCAUCGUAGCCGCUGGACCCCGCCACGCCGAUGCUGUGAAGCAUCUCCAGGAAUACUUGAAGAAAGAGUGGGAAGACUGUUUCCACGGUGCUGCCGAUUAUGACGCCAGCAAGAUCCAGAGCAUAUCCAUCGCCGUGCCGCAGCAGACCAAUGAGACGGACUGUGGUGUCUAUGUCUUGGAGUUUGCACGCCGCAUGUUGGAAGAUCCGAACAUCCUGGAUUUCAUCGUGGAGUACAAGGCGUCGCCGCCGCAGCUCUCGGCGCCCACGUCGGGACAAUUGCGGGCCAAGUGGCGACGGGUUGGGGCCAGGCUCGAGGGGGAUGCGCAAGGCACGCGGCGGGCUGUAGCCACGCCGGCCAGGGCAGCGGCUCCUUGCAGUGCAGCUGACGGAGAGCAGCCCGUGCGUACAGGCUCUGACGAUGAGCCCGUGACAGUGGUGUCACAUCGAACCGAGAAGUCAGUCCCUCGUGCUUUUGAAUGGUCCUGA